UUUUUAAUUUAUGCAUCUGAACUAAUUUGCUGAUGGUACACGCAAUCCGGGUUGAUCUUGCUCCCCACUAACCAGCCAGCUGAUAACGUUACAUUACAUUUUAGUCUUCGCUCAGAUCAACUUUUUUGACGUAUUUUUUGUUGUUUUGUUGUUUUAUCAGACGUGCUGGAGGAACUGGUGAGGCCGGUGUCAUGACACUGAGGAAAGUAAACGUGGUCAUUAUUUUGCUGCUGGCUGUUGCCUUUCUGAUCAUAGUUCAACGAAAUCUCCUCAACCUCAGUGACAUUUUACACAUGGAAAACCCAGUUGCUGGGAAGAGUCUUCCCUUUGAAUCCGAGUUGUCUCCGGAUCUCGGGCUGGAGUCUGUGAGGAAAGGAGAGGAGAUCUCUGUCCUCAUCACUGCUGUCGAAGAAAGACUUGGAGCUGUGGUUGCUGCCAUGAACAGCGUCUAUCAGAACAGCAAAGCCAAUGUUGUCUUCACCAUAGUGACCCUGAAUGACACGGUGGAGCACCUCAAUGUGUGGCUUAGUAAGACACAGCUAAACAAUAUCAAAUAUAAUAUCGUUAUCUUCAAACCUGAGCUCCUCAGUGGGAAGAUGUCCAAAGAUUCCCCAAUGCUGCAAGAUGCCCAACCUCUGACUUUUGCCAGGUUUUACCUACCUGUAUACCUACCCAAAGCAGAGAAAGCUAUUUAUUUGGAUGACGAUGUUAUUGUACAAGGGAACAUUCAGGAGCUUUAUGAAACUAACCUCAAACCAGGACACGCAGCAGCCUUUUCUGACGACUGUGAUUCCGCAUCUGUUAAGGGCAUCAUUCGAGGUGCCGGGAAUCCGAACAACUAUUUAGGUUUCCUGGACUUCAAAAAGGAUGCAAUCAAGCAGCUGGGGAUGAAGGCCAACACGUGUUCCUUCAACCCUGGGGUCAUAAUCGCCAACCUGACAGAGUGGAGGAACCAGAACAUAACCCUGCAGCUGGAGCACUGGAUGGAACUUAACUCACGGGAGGAUCUAUACAGCAAGACACUAGCAGAGAGUAUCAUCACCCCUCCACUCCUCAUUGUUUUCUACAAACGCCACUCCGCCAUUGAUCCGAUGUGGCACGUCAGGCAUCUUGGCACGACGGGUGCUGGAAAGCGCUACUCCCCGCAGUUUGUGAAAGCUGCAAAACUCCUCCAUUGGAAUGGACACUACAAACCCUGGGGGAGAACAUCCUCCUUUUCUAAUGUGUGGGACAAGUGGUUCAUUGCAGAUCCCGUGGGAAAAUUUAACCCUGUGCGAAAAAGCCCAGGGGACCACUAGACUGAAAAACAGGUUUCAGCAACUUUUCAAGGGGCUUCACUUUGACCUUGUCCCGGCAAGACCACGCCUCGCGAAAUCUCAGGAUGUAAGUAAAGCCUUUUCACCUGCAAGUUCUGAAAUCAUAUAUAUUUGUAUACUCGUGUACUCUCAUUCCCUUGAACAAACCUUAAUUCUAUAACCAGCACAUUAGUAUUUCACCCACACUUCUCAAUGACCUGUUUAGAGCAGAGUGCCUCAUUUCGUCAUCCUGAACAGUAAGACUCUCAUUUGAAGAGUAUUCUCAUGUAUACAUGAAUCCUAGUCCACAUAAAUUAGGUACCACGUGACAGUACAUAAUUCACUUAUUUUGCAUACUGGAGGACAUUAGUUACCUUAGCUGUAAUGAUAUACGUACUCACCGGCCACUUUAUUAGGGACACAUGCUCAAAUGCUUGUUAACACGAAUUGCCAAUCACAUGGCGUGUAGACGUGGUCAAGACAACUUGAAGUUUAAAUCGAGCAUCAGAAUGGGGAUGUAAGUGACUGAUAGUGGCAUGGUUUUUGGUGCCAGACCCACUAGUCUUGAGUGUCACAAACUGCUGAUCUACUGUGAUUUUCUCCUCAUAACAUCACUAGGGUUUACAGAGAAGGGUUCAAAAAAAAUAUCCAGUGAGCGGCAGUUGUGUGAAUAAAAAUGCCCCACUGAUUUGAGGUCAGAUAAGAAUGGGCAGACUAAUUUGAAAUUAUAGUGUAACGCAAGUUCCCGAUCUCAUGCUAUUUUGUAGGUCGAUCUCCUUAUAAAGGCAACAGUACCUCAAAUAACCACUUGCAUCCCUGAAUGCACAACACUUGAUCUGAACCUUUGAAGAAAUUGGACAAUAGAAGUUUGGGGAAAAUGUGCUGUGAUAUUCAGAUGGUAGGGUCAGUUUGGAUCCACAAGAUAGAAUAAUGCACCAUGUCAUAAAGCUCGUAUCGUCUCGAACAGUUUGUGAAUGACUGAGUUCGCUGUACUCCAAUGGCCUCCGCGAGCACCAGAUCUCAAUCCACUGUGGGCUGUGGUAAACAGCAAAUUUGCAGCCGACUGAUCUGAAGCAACUGCAUGAUCCUAUGUCAGUAUGGACCAAAAUCUUGUGAAUGUUUCCAACACCCUUAUGAAGGAAUGCCACAAAGAAUUAACUGAAGGCAAAACCUUUUACUACCAUGGUGUACCUAAUAAAGUGGCUGAUGAGUAUAAUGAUAUAGUCCAAUAUUAGCCACAAAGGUACUUUCAUUAAUUCCUGUGGUUUUACUUGAUUACACAUGUUUUACAGUUGUCUAUUUAACGCAAUUGUACAUAUAGAUGAAUGAUUUUUUCCUCCUGGAAUGACAUUCGGCAAGCUAGUAAUGGUAAAUUCUUAAUGUUCACUGGUCUAUAAUUGCCGUAAACCAACACUACAGUGCUGUACUACCUCAUGCUGAACUUUGAUUUCUUUCAAGCCAACUGACAUCUCUGCAGAAAGUCAUGUUUGUACAUUGUUCUCAUGCUUUAUAGCCCUUCAGUCAGGAUUUUAUACAUUCAGAACUUUCUAUUGCAUAUCAAAUAAAAACGAAGAUUUCUCCAGA
Molecule: messenger RNA, 2879 nt
Organism: Gasterosteus aculeatus aculeatus (three-spined stickleback)
Lineage: Eukaryota; Metazoa; Chordata; Actinopteri; Perciformes; Gasterosteidae
Source: RefSeq, a predicted model, not a curated record